Messenger RNA from Puntigrus tetrazona (Sumatra barb), 6368 nucleotides. RefSeq names its product insulin-degrading enzyme (gene ide). The record is from RefSeq and is a predicted model, not a curated record. NCBI's taxonomy places the organism in Eukaryota, Metazoa, Chordata, Actinopteri, Cypriniformes, Cyprinidae. The transcript has 26 exons. Gene Ontology annotation, molecular function: metalloendopeptidase activity; metal ion binding. Bases 319 to 3255 code for a protein of 978 amino acids. Gene Ontology annotation, biological process: peptide catabolic process. Gene Ontology annotation, cellular component: peroxisomal matrix; cytosol; mitochondrion.
AGAAACAGGCGGACAGCUGGACGCUUAAAUCAGAGGUCUUUUUAAAUACUCAAAGUGCUUGCUGCUAAACCUGGACGUGGGUGUGGCCUGUUUCGUAACGUCCAUCGUCGGCAAGGCGUGACUAAGCAAUUCCAACCGCUUCAGGGAAACAAAUGAUAAUCAUGGCGUCCUGACGUCUUCGGCAGAGUUUUGUUAUCCAGCGCUGAAGUAUGCAGAAAUGUGUUAGCCGGUGGACCUCUACAGCGCUUUAUCUUCCGGUUUUAUGAUAUUAUCCACUGUUUUCAUUCGAGCUAUUAGACGUGUUUCGACUCUGUCAGAAUGAGUGAUCCAGCUGUAAAGAGGGUAGUGAGCGAUAUCAUUCGUUCUCCAGAAGACAAACGAGAGUAUCGAGGACUUGAGUUUACUAAUGGGCUGAAAGCCGUUCUCAUCAGUGACCCCACCACUGACAAAUCAUCCGCCGCACUGGAUGUACACAUAGGUUCUUUGUCAGAUCCCGAGAACAUUUCAGGACUGGCCCACUUCUGUGAGCACAUGCUGUUUCUGGGAACCAAGAAGUACCCCAAAGAGAACGAGUACAGCCAGUUCUUGAGUGAGCACGCCGGCAGCUCCAAUGCCUUCACUAGUGGAGAGCACACCAAUUACUACUUUGAUGUAUCCCAUGAGCAUCUACAAGGGGCUUUGGACAGAUUUGCCCAGUUCUUUCUCUGUCCACUGUUUGAUGAGAGCUGUAAGGACCGAGAGGUGAACGCAGUGGAUUCAGAACAUGAGAAGAAUCUCAUGAAUGACGCAUGGAGGCUGUUUCAAUUGGAGAAAGCCACUGGGAACCCUAAACAUCCUUUUAGCAAGUUUGGCACUGGCAAUAAGUUAACCCUUGAGACAAGGCCAUCUCAACAGGGCAUUGAUAUCCGUGAGGAGCUGCUCAAGUUUCACUCCACUUAUUAUUCCUCUAACCUUAUGGGGUUGUGUGUGCUGGGCAGAGAGUCACUGGAUGAUUUGACAUCUAUGGUUGUAAAGCUUUUUGGAGAGGUUGAGAACAAGAAUGUCCCUCUCCCAGAAUUCCCAUCACACCCUUUCCAGGAAGAACACCUGAGGCAAUUUUAUAAAGUGGUGCCCAUCAAGGACAUUAGAAACUUGUAUGUGACCUUCCCUAUCCCAGACCUGCAGAAGUACUACAAGUCAAAUCCAGGUCAUUAUCUAGGCCAUCUGAUUGGACAUGAGGGUCCAGGGAGUCUUCUUUCUGAGCUCAAAGCUAAAGGAUGGGUUAACACUCUAGUCGGAGGCCAGAAAGAAGGAGCCAGAGGAUUUAUGUUCUUCAUUAUUAAUGUGGACUUGACAGAAGAGGGGCUGUUGCAUGUCGAGGAUAUCAUCUUCCACAUGUUCCAGUAUGUUCAGAAGCUGCGGACAGAGGGCCCUCAAGAGUGGGUCUUUCAAGAGUGUAAGGACUUGAACACUGUGGCUUUCCGAUUUAAGGAUAAGGAACGUCCUCGUGGAUACACGUCUAAAGUGGCUGGAUUAUUGCAUUACUAUCCGCUGGAGGAAGUCUUGGCUGCUGAAUACUUGCUGGAGGAGUUCAGGCCAGAUUUGAUCGAGAUGGUGCUUGAUAAACUAAGACCAGAGAAUGUCAGGGUUGCUGUUGUCUCUAAAUCAUUUGAAGGUCAGACAGACCGCACUGAGGAGUGGUACGGCACACAGUAUAAACAGGAAGCUAUUACUGAUGAUGCUAUUAAGAAAUGGCAAAAUGCAGACCUUAAUGGAAAGUUUAAACUGCCAAUGAAGAACGAAUUCAUCCCGACAAAAUUUGAGAUUUAUCCUCUAGAAAAGGAUUCCCCAUCUGUCCCUACUUUGAUAAAGGACACCGCAAUGAGCAAAGUUUGGUUCAAGCAGGAUGACAAGUUUUUCCUACCCAAGGCUUGUUUAAACUUUGAGUUUUUCAGCCCGUUUGCGUAUGUGGACCCGUUGCAUUGUAAUAUGGCGUAUUUGUACCUUGAGCUGCUCAAGGAUUCCCUGAACGAGUAUGCAUAUGCAGCCGAGCUAGCAGGCCUGAACUAUGACCUUCAAAAUACCGUCUAUGGGAUGUAUCUGUCAGUCAAGGGUUAUAAUGACAAGCAGCACAUCCUGCUGAAGAAGAUCAUCGAGAAAAUGGCCACCUUUGAGAUCGAUGAGAAGCGCUUUGAUAUCAUUAAGGAAGCGUACAUGAGGUCUCUAAAUAACUUCCGCGCUGAGCAGCCUCACCAGCAUGCCAUGUAUUACCUGCGACUGCUCAUGACUGAGGUGGCCUGGACCAAAGACGAGCUCCGAGAUGCUCUGGAUGAUGUGACGUUACUUCGUCUGAAGGCGUUCAUACCGCAGCUGUUGUCAAGGUUACACAUUGAAGCCCUGCUGCAUGGCAACAUCACCAAACAGUCUGCUCUGGGCAUGAUGCAGAUGUUGGAGGACACUCUCAUUGAGCACGCUCACACUAAACCCCUCCUGCCGAGUCAGCUUAUUCGCUACAGGGAAGUGCAGGUACCUGACGGUGGUUGGUAUGUUUACCAGCAGAGGAAUGAAGUUCAUAAUAACUGUGGAAUCGAGAUUUACUAUCAGACUGACAUGCAAAACACCCAUGAGAACAUGCUGCUGGAGCUCUUCUGUCAGAUCAUCUCUGAGCCAUGCUUCAACACGCUACGCACCAAAGAACAGCUGGGUUACAUUGUGUUCAGCGGUCCCCGCAGGGCCAAUGGAGUGCAGGGGCUGCGUUUCAUCAUCCAGUCUGAAAAAGCUCCUCACUACCUGGAGUCUCGGGUGGAGGCCUUCCUCAAGAUGAUGGAGAAAAGUGUGGAUGAGAUGGGAGAAGAAGCGUUUCAGAAACACAUUCAGGCACUAGCUAUUCGCCGCCUUGACAAACCUAAGAAGCUGGCGGCCGAAUGUGCCAAGUACUGGGGAGAAAUCAUCUCUCAACAGUACAACUUUGACAGGGAUAAUAUUGAAGUGGCUUACCUGAAGACACUGACAAAGGAACACAUUAUGCAGUUUUACAGGGACUUGUUGGCCAUUGAUGCCCCCAGAAGACACAAAGUGUCUGUGCAUGUGCUGUCUAGAGAGAUGGACUCCUGUCCACUGGUUGGAGAGUUUCCUGCUCAAAAUGAUGUCAAUCUCGCUCCUGCUCCUUCACUUCCUCAGCCAUCAUUGGUUCAGGAUAUGACUGAGUUCAAAAGGAGUCUGCCGCUGUUCCCUCUCACCAAACCUCACAUCAAUUUCAUGGCUGCCAAACUGUGACCAGCAUCAUUGGAUUGUCAGAGACACCCAAACAUAUGGAGCCAGUAACACCGUUGUGUGUGUGUGCGUGUGUGUGUGUGUGUGUGUGUGUGUGUGUGUGUGUGUAAGCAGGCAAGGCCACUACGGAGCCGCUUGCAACAUUUUAGUUGUGUUCUGCAUCAGACAUGCAGACCCGAUAUCUCAUAGAUGCAUAGAAAACAUUCAAUGUUUGUUUCAUGUUGCUUCUGUCAGGAAAUUUGUAUCCCUAUUUAAUAUAGGAAUCACUCGCUGGCCACGACGACACUUUCUCAUUGUUCAGUUUCAUUUCAAAAUGCUGUUUCAUUUAUACACCUGUUAAAACCACAAGAAACCGUUUGGAGAGGCUGUAUUUUAUCAAGAUAUGUCUCUCUUUAAAUGAAAUAACUGGCCUUAAGAUGAUUUUAAUCAGUGAUCAGGUUUUCUGGCACUUUUUUUUUCUUAAGUUUAAUUUAAAUCGAUUAUUCGCUUUGAGUUGUUUUUAGUUUCUGUGCAUGUUGGCAGAGUUUUAUCUUUAAGGAUAGUGUUGUAAAUGCAAGGUGGUUAACUUGAUGGACUUUGAUUUUACUUGCGGUUGAAGAAAUAUCAUAAUAAACAAUUUUAAUAUCAUUUCAUUUGCUUAUUUAAGUUACUUUUGUCCUUUUUGUAGGAUUCCUAAUAUAACCGAAGCCCUGUUCAUCUGACCUAAACUCGGUGUCAUAGGUAUUCAUGAGUCGAAUUUGUAUUUGAGUUGUUUGUGAAAGCCUCACACAGGAAUGUUUUACACAAUUGAAUGCAAGAGUUUAUGCACCUUUUUUUUAUUUAACAUGAAUACGAAUCACAAAUGAUGCAGAUUGUUUUUCAGGUUGCUUAGUUUGAUCGCCCAUAUACCGAUAUCCACGUGUGACACAACUGCAUUUCAGGAGUUUUUGCAAAAAACCAACUCAAAAUCUCCUUUUUAACUGGGUUUGUUUUACUUCUGAUGUCUUGACUUGUGAUUUAUGCACUCCUCACAAGCAAUAAUGUGACUUACAGGACCUAUGACUAGUGUCUUAAACUCUACACUAGGUGUUUUCCUCGACGCUGUUUGAGCUUGGUUCAGAGAAACCGAUUAGACAAGAUCUAGGCUUGGUCUUUGCUCGGAAAACCCUCCUGUGACGUGUUUUGAAGGCUGUAAUUUACCUGCGCUGAUGCAGGAGCAUCAUGUCAAGUCUGUAAUCCGUGUGUGUCCUCAUCUCAGUGUGUGUGUUAGCCUAGUCUCGGGUCAAGUCUUCACCAUCACUUGUGUUUCUAGUGCUGAGAUUUAUUCUGGACUUACUCAGGCAUAUCAAAUCAAAUGUAUGCUGCAUUUUUUAGACACUUAACGACCAUCCUACCACAUCCCUUAAAAUAAUGAAUACUGUUUCGUGCUCCUCAAAACUAACUGAUAUUAGCCUCUUAGAUGAGUUCGGUUGUAUCACUAAGAUGGAUAUACUCAGGCAUCUCACUUCAUUGGUUUUAGUGGUCGGUGUUUUUGGUUUUUAAAUUUAAAGGAAUGGUUCAUAGAUCAUCCAUCAAAUUUUAAAGUGCCCCUAUUACGGUGUUUCGAAAUGAGCUUUCAUGCACAGCUCUGCGUGAAUAAACAUACUGCAAAAGUUUUAAAUCUGAAAGUGCGCCAAAGUUAUUGUCUCUCAAGAGUCGACUCUGAAUGAUUGAAAAUGGUUUCUUGUUGUCUGCCCGCUUGUUACGGGCACAGACCUGUGAAAAAAAAAAAGCCAAUUCAUUAUUUGCUAUUAGGUGCUGCGUUUGGAGCGUUAAAAGGUUUAGGACUCCUAAAACCAAAACACGGACCUUUCAUAACCUGUAACAGGGCCACUUUAAGUUUAGUCAUUUUAUUGGCUCUCACGGCGUUCCAGUCCUGUAUGACGUUUUCUCGAAAGUGUUUGUUCUUGCAGUUUUCCGUGCAAUGAAAGUGAAUGGGGACCAUGCAUGGCAAGCUCGAAAAAUGGCAUAAACAAUUGUGCGCUAUAUUUCAAACCUAUUAAAGCCAUUUGAUGGCUUUGUGACCGUGUUACCAUUUAAAAACUUCAAUAAAUGAGUAGUAAAGCCACAUGCACGAAGACAUAUUUAAGACUACAUAAAAAUGACUAAAACCUUAAAAUUAAAUUGAAGCCUGAAAAUGCAAAAACAAACAGUAGUUAAAAAGAUUAGUAAACUACGUGAUGGUGUAUAUAAUCUGAAAACUGAACUGAAAAUUGUAGCUGUUUUAAUGCAAGUUCAGUUUUCGUCACCAUUCAAUCAUAUGGCUUCUUGAAAUUUAUUUGUAUUACUGCACAGCCAGAAAGACCAAAAAAAGUGGAAAAAAAAAAAAAUUUCAUAAUUCUCGUUCAUAAUGUUGCCGAUCUGUAAACGGUUUAAUGUUCCAAACCCCACCGACUUCCAUUGUGCGGACGCAAAUAUUUCUCAAAAUAUUUAGUUUCACAGAAACAUCAUACAGGAUUGAAAUGAAAUGAAGGUGAGUUAAUGAUGAAAGUGUUUAUUUCUGUGUAAUCAGUCAUUUUAUUUGGCUCUGGGUCACUGAAUGCUAUUAUUUUGUAGAGAAAAAAAAAAAAGAAAAGCAGCUUAGAAGUUCUGCUAAACAUUUUUUGUCUUUAUAUAGAGACAACAGGUUUGGAAUGACAUGAGGUUGAGUAAAUGAUAGUAUUGUGUUUAUUUUGUGGUUGGUCGGUUGGGGGGGGGUGAACAUAUUUUAAUUUACUUUAAAAUCCAAAGAUGCAUUUCGCAUGCAGUCUGAGCAUUUGUUGCACCCCAAAUCCCUUUAACCGUUCUAGAAUGAGUUCUGUAGGUCAGUGACUGCAACAGAUGCGUGUGGUUCUCAGCGUCUCCUGUAACCCGAUGUCACGUGUGUUUUGCUCAUACUGUGGUGAGCAGUAGGCAGAAUAUUAGAGUGUAAAAUUUAGAAGAGCAGGAUUUGAGUAACUCUGCGUCAGUAAAAGAUGUUUCGUUCUUUCUAAAUCCAGUCAUGAAGUGGAAACGCUUGAUAUCUUAUGUUUAUUAGGUGGUUUUGAAGUGCAUCUUGGGAAUGUGUAUCUGUGGGAGAGCUUUGUGUUUUAUGACUAUUAAACAAUCGUAUGAACUCA